UCCGCUCCAAGAGAGCAGCGGCAGACGGCGCUCAGAAUCCGGACCGAUGGCACCUCUGGGAUACGACAGCAGUUCAGAAGGCUAAAACAAUACAUCUUGAAAAGUGGACCCAGCUCGCCAACGGACGAGGCAGCAGGAGUGGACAAGGUGUGGAGGGGAGAAGAAGGAAGCGUCGACGCCUGUGAGGACGUUCGCGGCUAGAGCCUGCCUGGCCGUAACACUUUCUGCCCGGUGCUUUGUAGCGGCGUCGCCCGGUCCUCUGCCUGUGCAUUCCGGCUGGGGACAUCCGCGUGUACUAAAGCAGAGGCCGUAAGGACCCUCUGCCACUUUGAUGUGUGAGCUCAGCGAUGGCCCCGCAGUGGAAGAGUAGCUGACAACUUCCUGAUUUGAGUCAACUUCAGGGCACAAGACUACGGUAAGAGUUCCACUCUAAAGGUGAGCAAAGCAUGAGGCUGCUGUGGAAGUCUCUGGAUAAGAUGAGGUGUCUGAGGAAGCGCUCAGUCAUUCCCUUCCUCGGCUUUCUCAUCACCUUCCUCCUCUUCCUCAACCUCUACAUUGAAGAUGGAUAUGUGCUGGAAGAAGAUAAGAGGCAGCUCAGGGAGACGUCAGCUCACCCCCCGAGCACAGAGCGAUACGUGCACACCUUCCGAGACCUCAGUAACUUUUCGGGAUCCAUCAACGUCACAUACCGCUACCUUGCCGGGACACCGCUCAACCGCAAGAAGUAUCUGACCAUUGGGCUGUCGUCAGUGAAGAGGAAGCGAGGAAACUACCUCUUAGAGACUCUGAAAUCUAUCUUUGAUCAGUCCAGUUACGAGGAGCUGAAGGAGAUCUUGGUGGUUGUCCACCUGGCAGACUUCGACCUGAUGUGGUGCGAGAACCUGCUGCAAGAAAUCAACCGCAAGUUCUCACAUCACAUCAUCGCCGGCCGCUUGCUGGUGAUCCAGGCCCCUGAGGAGUACUACCCGUCCCUGGACGGCCUGAAGAGGAACUACAACGACCCCGAGGACCGGGUCCGAUUCCGCUCCAAGCAGAAUGUGGACUACGCCUUCUUGCUUAACUUCUGCACCAACCUCUCGGACUUCUACAUGAUGCUGGAGGAUGACGUUCGCUGCUCUCGUAACUUUUUGACAGCACUAAAGAAAGUGAUCGCUUCCCGGGAUGGCUCUUACUGGGUGAUGCUGGAGUUCUCCAAACUGGGAUACAUAGGGAAGCUUUACCACGCACAGGACCUGCCGCGCCUGGCACACUUCCUGCUUAUGUUCUACCAGGAAAUGCCCUGUGACUGGCUUCUAAUCCACUUCCGUGGCCUGCUGGCACAGAAGGACGUUAUUCGUUUCAAGCCGUCGCUGUUCCAGCACAUGGGCUAUUACUCAUCAUACAAGGGAGUUGAGAACAAACUGAAGGAUGAUGAUUUUGAGGAGGAUGCGGUAGACAUUCCUGACAACCCGCCUGCGCGCCUCUACACCAACAUCGACGUCUUUGAAAGCUACGACGCAGCCAAGGCCUACAGUGCUGUGGACGAGUACUUCUGGGGAAAGCCCCCGUCCACAGGGGACUUCUUUGUGGUGGUCUUCAACAAGUCGGCCAAGAUCAGCAGAAUCAAGAUCACCACAGGUUCUGAUGACAGGCAGAGCGACAUCUUACACCGCGGAGCGCUAGAGGUCGGUGAGAAACUGGUGGGAACCAAGAAGGGAAAGCAGUGUUCCUCGUACAUCACCUUAGGGGAGUUUAAGAAUGGCAACAUCGAGGUCCGGGAUGUGGACCACAAGAUCGGCUUCGAUGUGGAAUGCGUGCGUAUCGUCGUGACAGCCAGUCAGAAGGAGUGGCUCAUAAUCAGAAGUAUAAGUUUAUGGACGACACCUCCACCCAGUCAAUGAGACAAUGCAUUCAGACUCUUAGUACAAUGUAGGCAACAAUUUCUAUUAGAAAUGUACAUAUUUCCACUGUAACGUAAACGUUUUGUACAUAUUUACUUAUUUAUUUAUUUGUUUAUUGAGUUUGCCAAAUGUGUUUUUUUUAAAUACCUCCAAGUCUCGGAUCAUUCUAUUGGUCCUUGUGAUUGUUGUUACAGUGAUGAAAAUGUAGAGCAAAACGACGAGCACAAAGUGAUCGUAUCGUGGUUUCAAGAUUGUAAUUCUUACACUUUACUCUUAAUAAAUUCAAAGACCAUAGCCGUCACCAGUAAGUGUCAAGAAGCGGUGAAGCAAUAGUUGCCAGACUUACAAAACCAGUUAGUAAACGCUGAACAAGUGGACACAAAGGAUUCAAAACACAAAGAAUGUUGGGUAUUAACGGAUAGGUAUAAACGAAAAGAGAAAUAGUAGUUAAAGUAGUACUUUGUAGUAAAGUUACUGAAUUGAAUUACUCAAAAUUAGACGUAACUUCUUGAUUUUACAAUUAUAAGCUGUUUUAUAAAUGAGAAUACAACAAACAACAUCAUUAAGAUAUACCCCUUCCAAAUCUGAAGUCAUGCUACUCCCACAAUACAGCAAACAACAUCAUUAAGAUAUACCCCUUCCAAAUGUGAAGCCAUGCUCCUCCCACAUUAGACUGUAGAGGCAUUCCAAAAAAUCGAUCAUUACAUGCAUCGCGAUUCAACACGUGACGAUUUGAUUACGAUUCAUAAAGGCUCAAAAACGAUGAUUUUCCCUCAUAACUUUAUGACAGCCGCUUGUAGCGGAACGAAAUUCAAGACAAGUGUGCCGCCUGGACACCUUUAUCUGACGCACGCACAUUAUAAUGGAUGCUUCCUGUAACUGAGUGAGAGAUUUACUCUUUUUCAGAAGACUGAAAAAUAAAUUUGUGUAUGAGACAGGCAGGCUUCUGUGCGCACGUUAUUUUUUAGAACAAGAGGGGAAGAGAGAUAGUUCGUUGCUCCUCGUCUUUCAGAUGUCCAGCUGUAGUUUGAAGUCAUGUCAAUUGAAAAAUAUCCUGAGUGUGUUGCUAAGAGCCAUGUGCGUCUUCAAGAGGUGAGUACACGAACCCUCUUGUACUGUUGAGUCUUUAUUGUUGUUGUUUUUGAGGUGUUAAUAGUUAGCGCCGAGCGCUAAGCCAAUUAGCUAAUUCGCUAACGUGUAUUUCAUAUGCAGAACGUGUAAAACCAUGAUUAAGUACAGUGGUAACACUACAAACAUGCGAAAUAGUACGGAAAUCUGUGAAAACAAAGUAUAUUAGUUAAAAGAAGGCUUAUUUCUAAAGACACUUUGUUUCCAGAAAAUGUGGAAUUCAUCAUCCCACCUGUGUAAAUUUUAUUGUAUUUUUGAGUGAAAUAAGUACUCCCUUUAAAAUGGUGAAUGUUUUUGCACUUUCUUGUAAAAAUAAAUAAAUAAAAAAGCUGCUUAAGGGCAGGUUUUUGUUGUAUGGGCAUGUUUCCAUCAUACCUGUUGAAUCAUCAGGAUAUUUUAAAUAAAUAAUAGACAAAACAUUUUUUGUCUACUACCGUAUUGGCCCGAAUAUAAGACGGCCAUGAUUAUAAGACGACCCCCUCUUUUUCAAGACUCAAGUUUGAAAAAAGACUUUUUGAACGCCAAAUUAAUUUUUUUACAGAAAAUAAUUACAGUACAUCCGAAACAAAUGAUUAUAACAAUAUAUUAUGAGAGAAAAAGCAUGGUUUUUUUGCCUCAUUCAAAUCAAUCUAUUGUAAUAAAACAACAACAUUGCAAUAACUGCAUUAACCAUCAAAGUGAAGUCUAACUGUAACUGUCGUCUUAAAACAAAUCUGAAUAUGGAAAAGCAUUGCAAGAAAAUAAUGCAAACUGGUUAAACUUCAGAGUAGCUGAGAUCUGUCAUGACAGAACAUCGCUUCAAUGAUAUCUGGUGCCAUCUAGCGUCGUGAAUGGGGAGAGUAGCUGAGAUCUGUUAUGACAGAACAUUGCUUCAAUGAUAUCUGGCGCCAUCUAGCGUCAUGAAUGGGUAUAAUGUCUAGACCGCGAAUAUAAGACGCCCCCUCUUUUUCAGUCCUAUUUCAAUGCAAAAAACACCGUCUUACAUAUAUGGGCCAAUCCGGUAUAUUAAUUAGUAAUGUACGAUGCAUCAAUAGUCGUGAUAACCGUGAUCAUCGUCAAUACCGUGAUCAUCGUUCAAGAAUCGAAUCGUAGCUCCCUGAAUCGUAAUCGAAUCGAAUCGUGGGGUGCCUAAGAUGGCACACCCCUAUUGGAUGGCAAUCAAGCUUAGCCAUUUAUCUAUUUUUCAAAGUACCAGCCAUAGAAUUCACCUAAAAUUUCUGCUUUAAACCAAUGUUUACGGUAAAAAAUCAGAUUAGUUGUGUAAAAGUGAUAGUUAGGUCUAGGUCAGAGGUACCCAAACAGGUCCUCAAGGGCUGCUGUGGGUCCUGGUUUUUGUUCAUACCGAUCGAGCACAGACAAUUUAACCAAUGAGGAUUCUGUUAAAACAAGCAGCACUUGACUGCAAUCAGCUGAAUACACUUGUAAGACAUCAGAUUGUUGAAAAGGUGUGGUCUUGUCUUGUCCGAUUUAAAUCCUGCACCAACUGCGGCCCAAUGUGGAAUAGUUUGGAGACCCCUGUUUCACCCUGCAUCUUUUUAAGAUAGGCAUGUCAAGUCAAAUUCAUGUCAAAGGGUGGAACUGGUGGUGUAAGGGUCCUUUUUUUCGACUGAUGGCAAAGAAACUUUUUUUUGCCCAAUUUAAACUAACCUAAGCAUUUUCUUACAACGCACAUCCAACCAAUUUUGUGCUAAAUGGUAAAACCUGAGUUUAAACGUUUUUUUUUUUCUCUCUCUCUCUCAUUCGAUUUCCUCAGGCUCUUGUGGAAUUUUUCAAUUAACAGCUGUUUCAAACUAAACUGGCAGUUUUAAGCAUGGGUCCUUGUAGCGUUUUCUUGCAUCUUGUGAUGAAUACAGUAUGUCCACUUGUUGUCCACAUAAUUCUGCGUCGAUCUUUGAAACUAGUCUCAACCUUCUAGGGGCCACUAACAAUAAAGUGAAUGAAAGUCAGCUUUAUAUGGAAAUGGCCAGUGUCAAAUUUUUGCUUGACUCCUUGAGAUUUUUCCAUGCUUUGCUUGGUGGACAUGUUUACUGACAUGACCCCCCCCCCCCCCCCCCCCAUUUUUCCUGUGUGUUGCAGUAAAAUGGUACUUUUUUGCCGUUAUACAUGAGCUUGCAAAAGUGUGUGAGUCUUGGGGAAUGUCAAGCCCCUACUACCUGAAAGAAGCGAUCAGAAGGGAUUAAAUUGAGCUUUACAGGUUAUUUCGGGUUUUUUUUCCCCAAGGUAUUAAAUUCAACCUAAGCAUUUCUGUAUCUAUUUUAUUAAAAAAGGGUCGGCCCGUAGUAGUUAUUAGAAAGAGUAGGACAACAGGCUCUCCUUGAGAAUGGUGUCCAAUUACUGCAGGUAAUUGUGUCUUUCGCAGCCUUUCAAGACAGAUAACAAGGCGGUAAAGUGUCGCCGUGGGAUUCCCAGCAGGGUUUGUCCCCGUUUGGCCCUUAAUGAGCUUCCUCACCACUUAACCACCAGGAGGAGCGCCAUCUUUAGGUGCUCAGUGUUUCGGAUAUUCUCUUUGAAGGCGUUUUCCCUCCCUUGUGUCACGACGUCUGCUCCAUGUUGUGUCAAAGCGCCUGACAGGAGAACACUGUUUGUUUUCAGAGUGGAGAUGAGAUUGCUCAGUGAAGAACGAGCCGGCAGCACUAUUUUCUUUUUUUCCCCCCCCUUCUCUUCUUUUUUUGUUCUCAAUAUGAGCACAACAGCAUGAUUUUCCUUCACUAAAUGCUCUCUCCUACUACAAAAACAGUCUAAUAAGCCAAUUGAAAACAAAAUAGCAGACUUUCCAUGUCUUUACAGGCACAGUUUCUAUAUUUUGGUGAAUCUAUUCAUGAUAGACAUGCCUAUGAAAAUACAUGGCCCAAAGGGAAACUUGUCUCAGUGGCAUACAUUCUCACAAGAGUCUGGGUUGCACAACUGAACAAACUGUGAGUCAUCAAACCUUUCACGCAUAAUGAUAAAACUAAUUUUUGCUCUGGACCAAUUCAAAUUUGUUUGUAAGGGGCAAAACAUACGGGAGGCGACGUCGCUCGCGUUCAAUACAUUUUCUAUGGAACAAGCGCGAUGAGAUGAAAAUCGGCAACUGUUUUGCAGCGAAGCAACACGCGACGUUCGUGCAUGUGAAAUUUCGCACUCGUACACAUGCACACGUGGACCAGCGACGCGAUAUAAGAAAAUAGGGAAUAAUUCUAUUUCUUUCGCUGUCGCCUGGCACUACAACCAGGGGUGAAAGGGGGCCAGAACGGUCAGAACGCAGUUCCUGUAUAAGAUUCAGGGCCGGAAUGCUGUUUUGGAACACGGUGCUUUGAUUCCAAAAAUAUGACAGCAAUUGUCAAAACGCUAUGUAAAAAAAAAAAAAAAAAAGCUUAACUGCCACACAUGCAUUUCAUUUCCAAGAAGAAAACAAUCUACCAACAUGAGAUUUACAUACACAAGUGUUAACAACAAGUAUAAUUAAGUGCUUGUGUAGCGUAAUAAAUUUCCACCGAUAUUUAUUAUUUAUUAUUUUACCGUAAUUUCCCGAAUACAAGGCGCACCCGUGUAUAACACGCACCCCAAAUUUACUUGUAAAAUCUCGGGAAAAUUAUUGUACCCGUGUAUAACGCGCACCCUAAUUUUAGUACCAAUAAAUAGAAGAAUACAAGAAAACAGAGCUCGUGUACAGAUACAGAAAUGUCAUUUUACUGACUGGUGAAACACAGCACAAGCAUAGCACAUUGAUAGUUCAAAACAUUACCGUAAACUGACAAUAUGCACGGUAAUAAUAUGAUCUGACAACUUCUCCUACUUACCAAAAUCCAGGAGAAAACAAAACAGAUGUGACUUUUCUUUUAAAGGCUGCUGUAUAACUUGAUCGUUUCAUCAUGAUGAAUAAAUGUUUCUUCCAUGGAUUGAUACGGUAAAAUAAAAGUGAGGACCGAAGUCGGAAAUCCAAUGAGCACAUCGCUACUGUAACAAGAGGAACUAUUGUUAUUUAGGCUUGAGUUUCCUGAGGGACAGAUAUAGUUGACGGACACAGGAAGUCUGUGUUGUGUUACGUUUGUUAUGGUCCAAGUUGCCAAGUUGCAAUAAACGUUGACUCAAAUGACUUCAAGAAACUGAAUUAUGUGCUUUAUGUAGAGUGAAAAAGCAGAAUUUAACACAGACGAAAUCAUUCGACUAAUCAGAGUGAAGUAUUACCGAAACAAAAAUGGUGACGUCAUGUAAUGGUCGGCAACGGAUCGCUGCAUACGUUUUCCUCAACACAACAUGGACAUGUCAAUUAAAAAAAAAAAAACGGUCUUUAUAAUCGGGAAAUUACGGUAUUCCACGGACGGCAUGGAGGUUUCCCCAGCUGCUGCAGUUAUCUGAGUCUGACGAUGAUGACUCACGUCAAUGUGCGAAUGCACGCAGCAAAGCAAAACGCCUGGACUUAUUUAUCCAUUCAAUUGGCUGACAUACUGACAUGUGAUCAGCAGAGAUAGUUAGCUCUGAUUGGUUCAAAUGUGCAUGCUUUCUGGAACAGCAAAAAAAAAAAAGUUUGUUGAAUUGAUGCGACAAAAAAAGGGCAAUGCAACAGAAAAUGGAUCAAAUCUUUAAGAGUAGGGAAAGAGUUGAGGAGGCUUAUUUAUCAUAUUUAGUUUUAUUUGCUCUCAUGGGGAGGUGCAGAACAUCUUAGCUGUCUAUGUGCACUUUGGACUUUGUUUGUCUAUUUGUUCAUUUAUGUUAGGCAACUUAUUCAUUUCCUUAUGAUUUAAAACAGUAUGUUUGCGCAAUCUUCAAAAUACCAUUUCACUCCGCAUAAUAUAAGUCAUGUGUACUUAUUUUUCUGAAUGUAUGUUACCUAUAUCUUUAUUAUUUAAAACAAAAACAAAAAAGUAAAUGUUUACAUUUGCUUCAAUUUUAAUAUACAUCCAAUGUUCUUAAUUAGUUAAAAUUGAGAUUUGGCAUUUAGUAUGUGAGGAAAUGAGGGAAAAUAUAAACUAGGAGAUGGGGGUUGGGGUUAUUGCUGUUUUUGUUAACUUUUAUUUUGCAAAUCAUUGAAAAAAAUACAAUUUUGAAUGAAAAUCAGUUUUUGUACAGUAUGUGUUAUAGAAAUAACACAUACAACAAUAAAAUAUCUAGGGUUAAUUUGCCUUUUAAGGAAGAAAGGAUACUUCAAAGCAAAUUCCUGACUUCAACUGUCUUUUCGGGCAUGGUUUCUCUUUUGUGAGACAUGCCUUACCAAUUUAUUGGGGUUGGAUUUUCAAAUGAAUCUCGCAUGCAAUACCGAACCAAUCACUUUAAAAGGGUAGGUAUCGCCUAUUUUUUAGGCAUAUGGUAUCAUUCUGCAGCACAUUUAAGUGACAAUUUUACCUUGAGUUGAUUUGUGAAAGUUAUACACUGCUGGCCAAAAGUAUUGCCACCCCUGCAAUUCUGUCAGAUAAUGCUCAAUUGGUUGCAAUUACAAAUGCUUUGGUAGUAAUAUCUUAAUUUAUUUUGCUUGCAAUGCAAAAGCACAAAAGACAAUGAAAAAAAAAAUUAUUAUUUUACACAAAACUCCAAAAAUGUGCCGGACAAAAGUAUUGACACCCUCAGCCUAAUACCUGGUAGCACUACCUUUAGACAAAAUAACUGCGAACAACCGCUUCCUUUAUCAUCAAUGAGUUCCUUACAAUGCUUUGCUGGAAUUUUAGACCCAUUCUUCUUUGGCCAAGAGCUCCAGGACUGUAAGAUUUGAAGGGUGCCGUCUUCAAACUGCCCUUUUCAGAUCCCUUCACAGCUGUUCUAUGGGUUUCAGGUCUGGACUUGUUGCUGGCCACUUUAAAAGUCUCCAGUGCUUUCUCUCAAACCAUUUUCUAGUGCUUUUUGAAGUAUGUUUUGGGUCAUUGUCCUGCUGGAAGACCCAUGACCUCUGUGGGAAACCCAGCUUUCUCACACUGGGCCCUACAUUAUGCUGCAAAAUUUGUUGGUAGUCUUCAGACUUCAAAAUUCAUGCACACGGUCAAGCAGUCCAGGGUCAGAGGGAGCAAAGCAACCCCAAAACAUCAGGGAACCUCCACCAUGUUGACUGUGGGGGCCGUGUUCUUUUCUUUGAAGGCCUCGUUUUUUUUUCUGUGAAUUCUAUGUUGAUGCCUUUUCCAAAAAGCUCAACUUUUGUCUCAUCUGACUAGAGAACAGUUUGUCAAAACGUUUUUGGCUUUAUCAGGUAAGUUUUGGCAAACUCCAGCCUGGCUUUUUUAUGACUCUGGGUCAGAAGCGGGGUCUUCCUGGGUAUCCUACCAUAGAGUCCCUUUUCAUUCAGACGCCGACGGAUAAUACGGGUAGACACUGUUGUACCCUCGGACUGUAGCACAGCUUGAACUUGUUUGGAUGUUAUUCGAGAUUCUAUAUCCACCAUCUGCACAAUCUUUUGUUGAACUCUCUCGUCAAUUUUUCUUUUCCGACCACAUCUAGGGAGGUUAGCCACAGUGCCAUGGGCGUUACACUGAUUGAUGACACUGCGCACGGUAGAUACAGGAACAGUCAGGUCUUUGGAGAUGGACUUGUAGCCUUGAAAUUGCCCAUGCUUACUCACAAUUUUGCUUCUCAAGUCCUCAGACAGUUCUUUGGUCUUCUUUCUUUUCUCCAUGCUCAAUGUGGUACACACAAGGACACAGGACAGAGGCUGAGUCAAUUGUAAUCCAUUUUAACUGGCUGCAAGUGUGAUUUAGUUAUUGUCACCACCUGUUAUGUGCCACAGGUACGUAACAGGUGCUGUUAAUUACACAAAUUAGAGAAGCAUCACAUGAUUUUUCAAAGGGUGCCAAGUUGAUAUUGAUAAUGAUUUUUUCCCAUUCUCUUUUAUGUUUUUUCAUUGCAACCAAAAUAAAUAAAGAUAUUACUACCAAAGCAUUUGCAAUUGCAAUCAUUUUCUAAGAGAAAUUAACCAUGAACUGACAGAAUUGCUUGGGUGCCAAUACUUUUGGCCAGCAAUGUAUAUUUUAUACAGGACAUAAUAUCAACGUGGCUGUCUCAAACGGCUGGAAAUGGGACUCGGUCUCGUUAAGAAACCCAUCUUCCUCUCUCUCGUUCUCUUUCCCUCAAGCUCUCCUCUUUGGUUUCGUUUUAGAGUCUAGUCAUUUCUGACGACGUGCGUCGUCCUGUGGAAGCGUGAAAAGAGAAAACUGUCCUUUGCAUCAGAAAAUACAUUUUGUAAAUACAUCAAAUAUUCGAUUAAAAAAGUUGCUCUGAGAGUUUAUUCUCACACUUAUAAGCCCCUUUCACACGAACCUGAACAACGUUAAAAUCCCGGGAUUUAAACAGGUAGCCCUUUUGUGUGAAAGCAAGUUCCCAGGUCAACUGACACGGAGAUUACACGGACAUUUACAGGCUCACGUUGUAGUAUAAUGUCCGAAAAUUACCCGGGAUGCAGGAUGUGUGAAAACAGACGUUUAAUUCCUAAUACACGGCACGAAGGCGGAUGACUUAAAUAUCAUGGCAAGCCGAUCGUCAUUUCCUCAAACAAACAUCAUCAUAAUUAUUAAAGUGGCAAACUGGAAACACCAAGAAAUUAAAUUGCUACUGAAUGGUACAGCUAAGGACGAGAGAGUCCAUUGUCCAUCUUUGGAAAUAUGUGGUCUAUUUUGUUGACAAUGUUACGGUCCACAACUGAGGAAACAAGGUUGUACCUCAAAGCAGACAACAAAUGAAGGAUGCGUUCUUGUAUUUAUAUAUAUAUAUAUAUAUAUAUAUAUAU
Corythoichthys intestinalis (scribbled pipefish) is the source of this 10692-nucleotide messenger RNA. RefSeq names its product mgat4 family member C (gene mgat4c). The coding region runs from base 447 to 1880 and encodes 477 amino acids. The transcript has 6 exons. Gene Ontology annotation, molecular function: acetylglucosaminyltransferase activity. Gene Ontology annotation, biological process: protein N-linked glycosylation. NCBI's taxonomy places the organism in Eukaryota, Metazoa, Chordata, Actinopteri, Syngnathiformes, Syngnathidae. The record is from RefSeq and is a predicted model, not a curated record.